This is a messenger RNA of Anopheles maculipalpis, 721 nucleotides long. Its product is annotated as leucine-rich repeat-containing protein 57. Bases 5 to 721 code for a protein of 238 amino acids. Gene Ontology annotation, molecular function: protein binding. The record is from RefSeq and is a predicted model, not a curated record. The transcript has a single exon. NCBI's taxonomy places the organism in Eukaryota, Metazoa, Arthropoda, Insecta, Diptera, Culicidae.
AACGAUGGGAAACAAACAAGUGAAGCAACAUUUUGAGACUGCCAAGAAAACUGGUGUGCUGAAGAUAUCGCUCCUGCGGUUGGACGAGUUUCCUUCCGCACUGAAAACAUUCCCGAACGUGUUGAAAACAUUGGACUUUUCGGAAAAUCGAUUCACAAUCCUUCCGGAGGACAUUGCCAAAUUCACUCUCCUCAAGCAUCUGAACGCGAGCGGCAACAAAAUAGCGGAAGUACCCGAGUGUAUCGGCGUGCUGGUCAAACUGGAAACGCUCAACAUGAUGAACAAUCUGCUCACGGCCGUACCGAGAAGUCUGUCGUGCUGCACCCAUCUGAAGCAGGUAAUCCUCAGCAACAAUCAGAUCAACACGUUCCCGGUUGUAUUUUGCGAGCUGAAGCAGCUGGAUCUGCUGGAUCUAUCGCGCAACAAAAUAACGGAAGUUCCGUCCGAGGUGAAAUCACUGCAGGUGACCGAGCUUAACCUGAACCAAAACCAAAUCACCAUCAUCGCAGAAGAGAUAGCCGACUGUCCGAAGCUGAAGACGCUACGGCUGGAGGAAAACUGUCUGCAGAUAUCGGCCAUACAUCCAAGAAUUCUGAUCGAAUCGAAAGUUUGCAAUCUUUGCGUGGAUGGGAAUCUUUUCAACUCGAAGCAGUUUAACGAGCUACAAGGAUACGAAGCGUACAUGGAACGGUACACCGCGGUUCGGAAAAAGAUUUCCUAA